Drosophila gunungcola (fruit fly) is the source of this 1312-nucleotide messenger RNA. RefSeq names its product mucin-2. Gene Ontology annotation, cellular component: extracellular region. The transcript is spliced from 2 exons. The record is from RefSeq and is a predicted model, not a curated record. Gene Ontology annotation, molecular function: chitin binding. NCBI's taxonomy places the organism in Eukaryota, Metazoa, Arthropoda, Insecta, Diptera, Drosophilidae. Bases 124 to 1134 code for a protein of 336 amino acids.
CCCGGACCAGAUAAAAUAUCGACUGGCGAGACAUAUAAAAAGAGACCCCAAUUGGAGCAGACCACAUUCGUUAUUCAGCAGAGAAGUAGAAACUGCAGUAGCAGAAGCAUUAUCGAACGCAACAUGAGAGUUUACCACUUGCUGCUGAUUGGAUUCGGUUUGGCGGCGAUCGCCGGCGGUCGGGAGGUUCUGGCCCAUCCACCCAGGAACGAUCCGUGCACCACCACCACGUGCGCACCCCCACCACCGCCGUGCACCACCACCACGUGCGCACCCCCACCACCACCGUGCACCACCACCACGUGCGCACCCCCACCACCGCCGUGCACCACCACCACGUGCACGCCUCCACCGUGCACGCCUCCACCGUGCACCACCACCACGUGCGCACCACCACCACCGCCGUGCACCACCACCACGUGCGCACCCCCACCACCGCCGUGCACCACCACCACGUGCACGCCUCCACCGUGCACGCCUCCACCGUGCACCACCACCACGUGCACGCCUCCACCGUGCACGCCUCCACCGUGCACCACCACUACGUGCAAGCCUCCACCGUGCACCAGGACACCACCCUGCACUAAAACUCCCCCCUGCACCCCCCCCUGCACACCCCCCUGCACCCCCCCCUGCACCCCACCCUGCACACCACCCUGCACACCACCCUGCACACCACCCUGCACACCACCCUGCACACCACCCUGCACACCACCCUGCACACCACCCUGCACACCACCCUGCACACCACCCUGCACCCCACCCUGCACCCCACCCUGCACCACCACGUGCACCCCACCCUGCACACCACCCUGCACACCACCCUGCACCCCACCCUGCACCACCACAUGCACCCCACCAGCACCCGCACCCGCACCGGCACCCGGAACUGGGGAUGGCAUCCCUGAAAACGAGCAACGCGAUCUCGCCCAGGUGCUGAUCUCGCGCCACGACUGUCGUGGCCAGGACGACGGAACCUUCCUGGCCGACGUGCGCCACUGCCGCCGCUACUACGUGUGCAACCGGCAGAGGUCGAGGCGCCAGAACUGCCCCAGCGGCACCUGGUUCGAUCGCCAGCUGAAGGCCUGCCGACUGGCCAGCCUCGUCGACAACUGUGACGCCAGGCGCAACUAAGGUGGACUUUGGGUUUGCCGUUGCCUGCCAGUGUGGCCAUGCGCAUUUGCAAAGCAAAUUGGCUUUAGAGAAUUUUUUUUUCACUUUUUCAAAGAAUUUAGCAAAGCAAGUGUGAAUUAAUGGUUUAACUAUUCCAAAGCAAUAAAUAAAUGUUUCACUGAUUAUACAAGAAAUACAA